AUGCAAGGCUCCGUGCUGUUCCUUUUACUCGGCGUCCUCGGCGUUGCAAGUGCCGCUACAUUCAAGGACUGCGGAAGCACUGCCAAAGACCUAAACAUCAAAAUCGCAGGAUGCCCCGACGCUGACCCCGUCUGUCGCUUUCCAUCGCGCCAGAACGCCUCUAUAGAAGCGACCUUUACCACUCCGAGCCCUUUUCAAAACGCAACAAUAAAGCUAUCUGCCUCGGUAGGUAUUAUCGACAUCGAUUUUCCACUGAAGCCUGCCGAGGCAUGCGGCCACUGGGGACUGAAAUGCCCGGCGGAAGCUGGGUCGCGGCAGACAUUGAAAGUCGAAGUCCCUGUAGAGAGUUCCUACCCCAAGAUCGGAGUUGAAGUAAAACUGCAGUUGGUUUCUCACAAGGGAGACAAGUUAAUUUGCAAGUUGUUUCCGGUGGAGAUUCAGUGA
Molecule: messenger RNA, 444 nt
Organism: Metarhizium acridum CQMa 102
Lineage: Eukaryota; Fungi; Ascomycota; Sordariomycetes; Hypocreales; Clavicipitaceae
Biological process (GO): sterol transport
Molecular function (GO): sterol binding
Source: RefSeq, a predicted model, not a curated record